Messenger RNA from Culex pipiens pallens (northern house mosquito), 3205 nucleotides. RefSeq names its product disintegrin and metalloproteinase domain-containing protein 12-like. NCBI's taxonomy places the organism in Eukaryota, Metazoa, Arthropoda, Insecta, Diptera, Culicidae. The transcript is spliced from 4 exons. The record is from RefSeq and is a predicted model, not a curated record. Gene Ontology annotation, molecular function: metalloendopeptidase activity. Gene Ontology annotation, biological process: membrane protein ectodomain proteolysis. Bases 429 to 2951 code for a protein of 840 amino acids.
AAUUCCAUUCAUCAGUUUCAGUUUGAACGUAGAGCAGAGCAGUCGCGACUGUUCUGAACCCUAAGUACAAGCAAAGGGAUUCGUCACGUCUGAGGCCAGCAAGUGUGUCUGUGGCCAAGAUUUUUCCGUUACAAAUCUAGGUUAGGAUUUGCGACAAGAGGGGUGCGACAAGUGAAGUGAAGUAAAUCAUAAUUUCGUCGUCGUCGCCGUUGACUUGACCAUCCAAGUGGGGGUGGUGAUGACCGUGAGAGUGCUACCGACUGCUCGCUGUUGGAUUUAAUUAGAAUUUCUGGUGUAAUUGAGCCAAAACGGCGAAAGUGUCGCGAGAGCGUCGACCAUGAACCGCAGUGUUGACAGCGUCUGACGAAAUCGAAACCUCGCGAUCCUUGGCAGUCUUUGUCCACCAGCGUGGAACACGCACAAAGAAGAUGGGCAGGAUGAAGACUACUCUACUCAGUGGCCUAUCGCUACUGUUGCUGAUAGGAGUAGCCCUUUGUACUCCCGGGAUAACCGCCUCACCAGGAGCAGUGACUCAUCGUGUAGACUUCGACGAGCGAGCACCAGAUGUUGCUGGGCCAGCUGCUGCUGCUGCUGGCAAUGACCGGAUUCCGAUAGCGCCGAAAGUGGAGCACACGCGACUCGGCAAUGGCACUGGUGCCACCCUAACCUACAGCCUGGACGACGACCGGACCGUCGUGGUCGAGCUGCGAGAACGGUUACCGCACAGGACCUUCUUGGAGCGGCAAGGCCAACGGCGCAACGAGCCACCGAUUGUGGAGUAUUUUGACGAACGGUGCUACUACCAGGGUUGGAUCGUGGGCAGGCCCGGCAGUGCCGUGGCGCUGUCGACUUGCGAAGGGCGCGUCCGCGGGACGGUGCUGGACCUUGACGGGACAUACUACAUCGAUUUCGAUGAGGCCAGCGGGGGUCAUUACGUUCAGAGGUUGAAUGACCCUGAGGGUGCUGGCAGAGCUAAAAGGAGUAUGACACCCAAAAUGAUAACCGGACCGUUUAACGCGAACCGACAUUCGAAGUACGUCGAACUAGUUCUUGUUGUGGACAAUUCACUGUACCGGAAGUUCAACUCGGACGUCUGGGAAGUGCAUCGCUACUGCACCGACAUCGUGAACCACGUAAACAUGUUGUUCAACCAGCUUAACAUUUUCGUCGCCCUUACCGGCAUCGACGUGUGGGAUCGUUACGACAAGAUCCAGGUCAGUCAACGGGCAGACGACACGUUAAACAACUUCUUGCAGUACCGCCGGAAGGAGUUGCUCCGUAACCAUCGGAAUGAUCACGCGCAACUACUGACGGCGGUUGAGUUCCAAGACCACGUGAUCGGGAAAGCCAAACUGGGUGGGAUGUGCACCAGCAACAGUUCCGGAGCGGUCAUAGUGGUCCAUACGAACAACAUCGGAAUUCAAGCGGGGACGCUGGCCCACGAGAUGGGCCAUAGCUUCAACAUGGAGCACGAUGUGGACGGAGAGUGCCGGUGUCCGGAUCAGAAGUGUAUCAUGACGGCGACGGUAACCGGACGGUCACUGAAGCACUGGAGUUCGUGCAGCGUAGAACAGCUGUCGCUGGCGUUCAGUCGGGGGUUGAACCACUGCCUGAAGGAUCGUCCGGAUGUGGUGUAUUCGGCGAGUUGUGGCAACGGAUUCGUUGAAGAGGGGGAAGAGUGUGACUGUGGAUUGGAAGAAUCCUGUGAUAAUCCGUGUUGUGAUGCAAAGCUCUGUCGGUUGAAAAGCGGAGCGGUUUGUGCAACUGGAGAGUGUUGUGAAUUGACGAGUUGUCAGCUGAAGCAGGCAGCGACCGUUUGUAGGGCGGCACAUUCGGAGUGCGAUCUGCCAGAGUACUGUACGGGAAGUUCGGAGCACUGUCCAAGGGAUGUGUUCCGGAGGGAUACGGAGAGUUGCGCGGAUGGUAAAGCGUACUGUAGUAAUGGAGAGUGUAGAACGCGGGACGAUCAGUGCCGGCUGCUGUGGGGACCUUCAGGGAAGUCUUCGGAUGAUGCGUGCUACGAGGUGAACGUCAAUGGGACAAAGUAUGCAAACUGUGGGUACGACCGCGAUACUCACAGCUUCCGGAAGUGUGCGGAGCGUGACGUUAUGUGUGGAUUGUUGUUCUGCCAUCAGCUGAAUGACAACCGGCUUGAGUUUGGGCUGCGGGUGUUCACCGAGGAACGAAUUGGAAGAGCUCGAAAAGGUCGGGAGAUGGUGGAGUGUCAUGCAGCGUUCAUUGAUCUAGGUGACGCUAAACAACCAUCGUUGGUUCCGGAUGGAACAGCUUGUGGGGAGAACCGGAUGUGCUACCAACAACAUUGUUGGGACGUGGACAGCCUAAACGAGCGUGGAGUUGGAACUCCCUGCGAAAAGGACUGCAGUGGUCAUGGAGUGUGCAAUAGUGAAGGUCACUGCCAUUGUGACAUAGGGUACGCUCCCCCCUUCUGCGAGCACUCCGGAUCCGGAGGAUCCCUGGACAGCGGUCCAGCUUCCAGAGGUUCCUACCUCGCACUUCUUAUCACCCUCGUCAUCGUCGGAGUCGUGGUAACCACUCUCUUCUUCGCCUACAUCAUAAUCCGUUUCUGCAACCCGGAUCGCUGCCGAACCCCUCUCAAAAUCUCCGGCUACCGGUCCCCAAGCAGCCGCGGCAGCCGCCACAAACUGGUCGCCACCGUAUCAUCCAACUCGGCCGUAGUCCGGGACAUUUCCGCACCCAAGCUGUGCUCAUCCACGAGGGAUAUCGAAGGCCCUCAAUUUACCCCAAUUGCAAGACUGAAAAAUACGCACAAUGUGGCGUCUUCACCACCGGCGGUUGUCAACAGCGUUGUGUCGGUGCGUUCCGUUGGUCAACCUUCGGUUGGCUACAAAACGUACGUGGCACCUCCGGUGCCCAGUAGUCCACGGCGCCUUCCCAAGCCUCCCUAUCCGAGCUCAGGAAGAUACUCGUGAGCGGUUGCUUUUACCCAAACAUACCUCGUAACUAUCUCGACUAACUAAUCUUAUCGUGUAACAUUUUAGGUGUAGUUUUGUAGCUUUUUUGAUACCAAUCGUAUUUUUAGCUGUUUGUGCUGUAUGUGAAUCUGAAUGUGUACGAAAACGAAAAGGAUAUAAAAUGGGAAGGAUGUGCGCGCGAAGCGAGCGGAUAAUAAAGUCUAGUCACACGUGGUCGUGCAUAGCGACGCACGUUAUGCGGCUCUAGUACG